UCUGUUUGUGGAGCUAUGGACCAGAAAGUGACUAUCGUUUCAAGGCUGGAGUGGAGUGCAGCCUCCCCUCGAAACAGGGAGGCUUUGAGCGGCCCUGCCCAGAGAGUUAUCAUACACCACACUGCUCUCGCAAACUACACAAACCAGAGGCAGUGCAUGGACCACCUGCUCAGCAUUCAGAGACUACAUAUGAAAGAUAGGGGCUUUGAUGACAUUGGAUAUAAUUUUCUAGUUGGAGCAGAUGGUACCGUGUAUGAGGGCCGUGGCUGGGGCGUGGUGGGAGCACAUACCAAAGGCUACAAUCAUGACUCGUUGGGGAUCGCCUUCAUGGGCAAUUUCAACAAUGACGCGCCAAGCAAAGAGGCAAUAUCGUCAGUCAAACAGCUGCUGCAGUCCGGGGUUUUUCAGGGAUUUUUACAGUCAAAGUUCGACCUGUUUGGACACAAAGAUUUGGGCAACACAGAAUGUCCAGGAAAGAAACUUUACAUUGCACUAUCACAACUGAGGACUACCGGAUAAAGCUCACUGCAUGGUUUAAAAUUCGCACAAAACACCACCAUCAGUUCUU
Scomber scombrus (Atlantic mackerel) is the source of this 568-nucleotide messenger RNA. It is a transcript of the gene pglyrp5, whose product is annotated as peptidoglycan recognition protein 5. Gene Ontology annotation, biological process: peptidoglycan catabolic process; innate immune response. The transcript is spliced from 4 exons. Gene Ontology annotation, molecular function: zinc ion binding; peptidoglycan binding; N-acetylmuramoyl-L-alanine amidase activity. NCBI's taxonomy places the organism in Eukaryota, Metazoa, Chordata, Actinopteri, Scombriformes, Scombridae. The record is from RefSeq and is a predicted model, not a curated record. Bases 16 to 519 code for a protein of 167 amino acids.